Molecule: messenger RNA, 1083 nt
Organism: Paramacrobiotus metropolitanus
Lineage: Eukaryota; Metazoa; Tardigrada; Eutardigrada; Parachela; Macrobiotidae
Exons: 1
Coding region: 1-1083 (360 amino acids)
Biological process (GO): G protein-coupled receptor signaling pathway
Cellular component (GO): membrane
Molecular function (GO): G protein-coupled receptor activity
Source: RefSeq, a predicted model, not a curated record
AUGGAUCCGAAGAUGCUAAAUGCUCAAAAUCUGUCCGCUUUUAUCAUGAACAAGACAAACAUCACCCCGACUGUGGCAUUAACCGGCAGUCCACCACAAAGUACUGUUUCGGCCAGUCUUGCCACCACCGGGGCAUUGGCCGUGAUUUUCAACUCUCUGGCCAUAAUCUGGACGGUGGCCAAUAAAUCGCUACGGACACCGUUCAACGUUUACAUUAUUGCAUUAUUGUGCAGCAAUGUCGCAUUUGUGGGAACCAACUACACAUUGAUCAUUCUUUCAAAUGUGUACGGACCAUCGUGGAUCGGUUAUGCAGGCUGCACGUUACGCCUGUAUGCACUGUAUGUCCUCGCGCCGCUUGUUUACAAUUCUCAUUUAAUGAUCACUAUUAAUCGUGUCUGGGCGCUCUUCUGGCCGAUAUCUUAUCGCGCCCGGCACAGUCGCCUUACCGCUGCCCUAAUAUCUUGCGGUGUGGUGGCGUAUGUGCACAUAUUAAUGCUACCGCAGGUGCUGCUCGAUCAUCUCAACUAUCGCCUCCCUAUGGAGAAUGGCUGCCGGUUAAACAGCGCCAGCGUAUUGACGUUGACUGCAUUUACAUCUAUCUGGGUGUUCAACGUGCCGACUGUUGGGAUUCCAGCUGCCUAUCCGUUAUUGCUGUGGAAGAUGUGGUCACGUCGACGAGUAAUGGGACGAAAUCGCACGGACAACAACCAGGUGAUACAACGGCCCGAUGGGAAGAAGGAAGCCUUCUACCGUCCUUUCGUACUGCUGACACUGUACACCUGUAGCACCAUGGUAUGCUGGUUACCGAGUUUUUUCUACUAUACCCUCCUCAGCAGUUUCUCUACUGUGCAAUUGGGAGCAGCGCUGUACCAGGCCCAGCAGACCAUGUACAGCCUGCAACCGGUCCUGGAUCCGCUUUUCUUUGUUUUGACAGCCAUUAAUCUACGGAAAUAUAUGUGGCGAUUAUACAAGCUACAGAGUCCUGGGCCGGUGAAAGCAACAAGCGACCGAGAUAAGUCGGUGCCGACUGCCGCAACUGGUUGCGAUGCGCACGGAAACCCAAAGACUGAAGCUGUCACCUAA